GACUACUGUUUGUGUUAUCUUUUGUGCAAUUGUAAACAUGGCACAAGCAGCUUCAAAGACGUGUGAAAUCUGUGUAAGUGCACCCGGUUCAUGCUAUUGUUUAGAUUGUGAACAGUGCUUUUGUGAAAAUUGUAAAUUAUUACAUUCAAGACAAAAAAUAUCCGCAAAACACGAAUUUAAGAAAGCUUCGGAUUUCAUCCCGGAAGUACAAUCCAAAUGCACUGAACACAAUGAAUUCUUCUCUUUCGUUUGCAUAGCUUGUGAUGUUCCUGUUUGUGUAUGUUGUGUAACCGAGAAACACAACGGACAUAAACUAUCUAAACUCAAAGACACCAUUUCAGAGCUAAAAUCCAAAAUCGAACAAAAAGUUUUAACAAAGUUAAAUAAAACGAGCGGAAACGUGUCCAAGUUGAAACAAUACCUUUCAUUAUUUAAUGGUCAAGUCGAAACUGUUAUAAGAUCAAUAACAGAAGAAGGUAACAAAAUAAAAUCCAUGGUUGACCAGUAUACUGCUAACAAAAUUACGUCCCUACAGGAACAAGCACGAAAAGAGAGCGAACGAUUAGCAGCCAUACUUUCUGAUCAUAAAAUUGCAUUUGAAAAUGCAUACGCUUCGAAAAACAGGAAAAUAAGUAUUGAGGAGAAAAGUCGACAUGAUGGAAGUUUGAUAAAGAUGUUGAAAACCCAGAAUGAAGAUAUUGAUAAAGUCGAGGUUUGUCCCCUUCCGAAGUUUCCGUCAGUUUCUUACAUCCCAAAGUUAGUGAAAGACAGUGACAUUUCACAACUCCUAGGGACGUAUAGACUAUGUAAAACUAAAACAGUGACAGAAAUAAAAAGCGAAAGAAGGUCAUCAGAAAGAGAGAUAUUUUACCAAUGCAUUAACUGUUGGAACCAAAAGAUAGAAAAAGCCCAUUCAGUUUAUCCUUUCGAUCAUUUCUUUUGCUGUCAAAUGCCCAUGGAAAGAAUAAUAUAGGAAUAAACGUUUUUAAAUAGCACAACGAACACAAGGAAUUAACAUCACCUUGAUGGAUGAACACGAAAGACAAUGAGUUAAUUACAAAAAACAAAUACAUAUAAUUUUAUAUUUUUUUAUUAUUGUACAAACAAAAAUAGUGUAUAAUAGCUUGCUUAAAAACAAAACCUCUUAUAAUAUAUAUAUUUAGGAAUUUA
This is a messenger RNA of Mytilus californianus (California mussel), 1170 nucleotides long. RefSeq names its product E3 ubiquitin-protein ligase TRIM9-like. Gene Ontology annotation, molecular function: ubiquitin-protein transferase activity; zinc ion binding. Gene Ontology annotation, cellular component: nucleoplasm; chromatin. Lineage: Eukaryota; Metazoa; Mollusca; Bivalvia; Mytilida; Mytilidae. Gene Ontology annotation, biological process: positive regulation of DNA-templated transcription. The record is from RefSeq and is a predicted model, not a curated record. The transcript has a single exon. Bases 38 to 973 code for a protein of 311 amino acids.